Molecule: messenger RNA, 390 nt
Organism: Prosopis cineraria
Lineage: Eukaryota; Viridiplantae; Streptophyta; Magnoliopsida; Fabales; Fabaceae
Exons: 2
Coding region: 1-390 (129 amino acids)
Source: RefSeq, a predicted model, not a curated record
AUGGAGAUUGAGCACAAAGCCUAUUGGGCAGUGAAGGCUUGUGCAUUUGGUAAGGAGGGUGUAGCUGCCUCUAGGAAGCUCCAACUUCAAGAAUUAGAGGAGUUAAGAUUGGAAGCAUACGAGAGCUCUAAAUUGUACAAGCAUUUUCAAGUGGGAGAUAAAGUGCUUAAGUUCAAGACAAGGCUCAAGCUCAAGCUCAUUGGUGGCAAACUUCAAUCCAAAUGGGAGGGAUCUUACAUUGUGGAGGAAAUUUUUGACUAUGGCACUCUCAUCCUGAAAGAUCCUCAAAGUGGAUUAACAUUCAAGGCAAAUGGCCACUUGUGCAAGAAAUUUCAUGAGGAUGAAUCUUCGACAUUGCUUAUUGAAAUGAGAUUCAAAGAUCCUCCAUGA